Molecule: messenger RNA, 4527 nt
Organism: Portunus trituberculatus (swimming crab)
Lineage: Eukaryota; Metazoa; Arthropoda; Malacostraca; Decapoda; Portunidae
Gene: unc-45
Product: protein unc-45 homolog B-like
Molecular function (GO): Hsp90 protein binding
Source: RefSeq, a predicted model, not a curated record
CCUCCCGUCACUCCAUGCUAAAAAUACAUUAACACCGGGUUGACGUUUCUUGGCGGCUUUAGAACCUUCUAGCGAGCAACCUACUGAGUUAUUAAUACUCCCCACGCAUGAGGCUGCCAGUUAUCGUGCGAUUCGUGCCCCACUAACGCUGAGGAGGCGAGAGAAGAGAUAUAUAAAAGAGAUAUUAGGAGAGAAGAGAGGAAAUCGUGAGUCAUAAUGAGUGCUUUGCUUGUUGUGUAUUAGGAGACGCUUUGCUCUCUCACCACUAUUUUCUAAGGCCACAGAGAGUACUUUAUCACAUCACCAGAGGAGGAGACACCAUGGGGGGACAGGGCAAGGCAGAGGCCACACCCCAAGAGCUGAAGGAGCAGGGGAACCAAGCCUACAAGGACGGCGACUGGGACAAGGCUCUCGAAAAAUACACACAGGCUAUCCAGAUCAGCACCGAGGAGAAGGACAAGGCAGUGCUGUUCAAGAACCGAGCGGCCGUGCAUCUUAAGUGUGAGGACUUCAACCAGACGGUGAAGGACUGCACCCAAUGCCUGGAGCUCACCCCUAAGGACCCCAAGGCACUGUCCGCCCAGGCCUAUGAGUCCCUGGAGCAGUUUGAGAAGGCCUAUGCAGACAUCAGGGCAGUGCAGACGCUGGAUCCGAAGAACAAGGAAGUGCAGGUCAUGUUGGAACGUGUACAUAAAGUGGUGCAGGAUUUGAUAGAGGCCAAGACCAAGACAUCUGGGAAGGUGCAACAGCUGUUUGAGAUCCUGUUUGACCCAAGCCAUGAGAAGGACAAGAGAGAGACGUGUGCCAACAACCUGGUGGCGCUGGCCAGGGAGAGAGCCGGUGCUGAGUUGCUGCUGAGUCAGGGAUUGAUAGAACGCAUCAUUCAACUGCUCAAGACAGAGAGGAACCUUGAGAUCAGAGUGGCCUGUGCUAGAACCUUCUCCGAGUUCUGCCGAGACACUGCCAGGGCCAAGAAGCUGCUGACAGAGGUGGGCAUUCCGUGGUUCCUGGAGCUGAUGAACUCCCCGCACAAGGAGCUGGUCAACGCCACACAAUACACUCUUCAGGUCAUCCUCAACAGUCUCACUGGGAUGGAUAUCAAGCAGGAGAAGAGGCCAGAUAAACACUUGCUGGCUGAGAACCAGAAGGAGGUGGACAGUCUGAUGGCCACGAUGGUGAGUAUGAUGACGCAGCGCACCAUGUCUGGCCUGUGCCGUGAUGCUAUUAUUGAACUGGUGCUCAAGAACCUGGCCUGGGAUCGCCUUGACUGGGGGGACAAGUUUAUCAGGAUGGGAGGUGUUGAGAAGCUAUUGGACAUUGCCUCAGAACUCCCUGAAUUCAGCUUCGAGAGCUGCAUUGAGGUGACGGAGAACACACGCAUGACCACCUCCAUCUGUCUCUCACGCAUGUACGAAACACAGAGUGACGACAAGGCCCGCGCUGCCCUCAGGGAACGCAUUGAAGAAUAUGUGAGACUGCGCCUCCUCACCCCGGACCGAGAGCACCAGAUUCGUGUGGUGGUGGUGGUGACAACGCUGCUGUUGGGGCCGCUUGACCUUGGGAACCACUUCAUCGCCAAGGAGGGCAUGCUGGAGAUGAUGCUGGUGAUGGCUGGCAGCGAUGACAUCCUGCAGCAGAAGGUGGCAUGUGAGGCACUAAUCGCAGCAGCCUCCAAGAAGGACAAGUGCCGCUCCAUCACCACGCAGGGCACAGACAUCCUGAAGAAGCUGUACCAGAGCAAGGAAGACUCCAUCAAGGUCCGCGCUCUGGUGGGUCUAUGCAAACUUGGCUCUGUUGGUGGCACCGAUGCUUCCAUGCGGCCCUUUGGUGAGGGUGCCGCUCUUAAGCUGGCCGAGGCGUGCCGCAGGUUCCUGAUCAACCCCUCCAAGGACAAGGACAUGAGGAGGUGGGCGUGUGAGGGGCUGUCCUUCCUCACUCUGGAUGCCGAGGUGAAGGAAAAGCUGAUUGCCGACACAGAUGCCCUCCACUCCAUGAUUGAGCUGGCCAAGUCCGGUGACAUGAACUGCCUGUACGGUGUGGUGGCAAUUGUCAACCUGUGCAACGCGUACGACAAGCAGGAGGUGAUCCCGGAGAUGGUGGAGCUCGCAAAGUUCGCCAAGCAGCACAUCCCGGAGGAGCACGAGAUGGAUGACCAGGAUUUUGUGGACAACCGCAUCACCGUUUUGGCGCAGCAAGGGGCCAGCUGGGCUCUCGCGGUGCUUAGCAAGACAGAAAGCCAUAACUCUAAGGAACUCAUUGCUAGGCUAUACAAUGCAAUAUGCUCCAUACAAGAGAACCGUGGCCUGGUGGUGCAGCAGGGUGGCGUCAAGGCUCUCCUGGGGCUGGCAGCGGAGGGCACAGAGAAGGGCAAGGUGAUGGCAGCUCAAGCUCUCGCCCGCAUUGCCAUCACCAUCAACCCUGAAGUGUCUUUUCCAGGACAGAGAGCAUACGAGGUGGUGCGUCCUUUGCUGAAGCUGCUCCACCCAGACUGCUCCGGCAUUGAGAACUUUGAGGCUCUGAUGGGCCUGACAAACAUAGCUGGCAUGUCUGAGUCAGCUCGUAAACGCAUCAUCAAGGAGAAGGGCUUGCCUCUCAUUGAGCACUACAUGUUUGAGCACCACGACCUGAUCAGGAGGGCAGCCAUCCAGUGCAUGGCUAACAUGUGCGCCUCACCGGACAUCAUCAAGAUCCUGGAGGGCAAGAAUGAUAAGUUCAAGUACCUGACCUUGUGCGCGUCGGACGAGGAUGAGGAGAUUGUGAAGGCAGCAGCUGGGGCAAUGUGCAUGGUGAUGGCCGAGUCACCACUGUGUGUCAAGAAGGUGUUUGACGUGCUGGACUGGAUUGAGAUCCUUCAAUUCCUUCUGUCCAGCAGCAACAAAGAGAUCCAAUACCGCGGCACUGUCAUUGUGUACCUGCUGGUGUGCCACGACAAGCAGAGUGCAGAGCGCGUCAUUGACACUCACUGCAAGACUGCCUUGCAUGCCAUUUCCAAGAUUGACAACCCAGAGCUGGUGCUGCCCAAGGCGAAGGAAUACGCCCACAAUGCACUCAAGGUCUGCGCUGAGCAGUGGAAGCUGAUCAAGGACCCUGAUGCUGAGGAUGACUGAUCAACUCACACCUUAGGCAAUGUCACACUUGGCUGGGAGGAGCAGAGGAGUGAGGUGUCUGCUGAUAGGAACGUGUGAAUAUGCCAACCAGUGGAAUCAAGGAUGCUGAGAUGCCAGAUACAAUAUAAUAUCAGCCUUAGCUCAUUCAUUCAGAUCACAGGGAAUGAUUGGCAAGGUGUGAGGUGUGUCUGUUCAUGAGAGGAUGUGUAAAUGUGCCAACCAGUGGAAUCAAUGAAGCUGAGAUGCCAGAUACAUAAAAACGUCAGCCUUAGCUCAUUCACUAAGGCCACGGAGAAUGACUGGCAAGCUGUGAUGCGUGUCUGUUCAUGGGAAGCUGUUGUCAAGUUAUAUGUCGAGUUACCUUGGAUCAUUAGCAGCAAUCCUGGUCUACCACGAGUUAUUUUGAUAUCAACACACACACACACAAUCGAGGAGUUGUGACUUGUUGUCCCGGUGUGUGGUGUGUGCCUGAUCUCAGGCCUAUCCAAAGAUCGGAAAUAAUGAGCUCUGAGCUCGUUCCGUAGGGCAACGUCUCGUCAGAGACUGCAGCAGAUCAAACAGUGAAACACAAACACACACACACAAACACAUUUAUCACUGUCUCAUAUUCUUUCUCUCAUUGAAUUGAAACUGUAUCACCUGUACUAUAAUUUAUGAGCAAAGUGUACUGAAGUGAGAGAAACAGUGACAGCAAUAGUUUUUAGCAAUACAUUAUCAUUUCAUUGUUUUAUGCAACGUGAAACUGUAACAUCACCACCAUUAUUAAAUCAAAUGUUCCUUAUUAAAACUAAAAAAGUAGUGAUUGUAUUUGGUGAGUGUCAAUAUGUACCCAUCAACAUUGAACUACAGAAUAAUAAAACAAAACAGGUACACGAAGACAUAGUUAGCUUGUUAGUAUGAAAGAUGGUGUACAUUUGUGAAUCACCAUUAUAGUGCCUUGUGUGGAAUAUGAGCUGGGCCUGUCUUCCUGAACACUUUGCUUUCUCACCAGGACAAGAUGCAAGGCUACAGAUAUGGCCAGUCAGGUGCUAUGGGAAGGUUUUGUGUAUAUUGUGAUUGACUAGAAAACACUCUUAACCCCGUCAAUACUGGGACACAUUUCUACCUUGACAUUUGUGUACGAUUAGACCAUUUUAUUGACAUUAGGAAGGGUCUAUGGAGGUCAGAAGAUUAAUGGCCAGUCUUCAUUAUUUUAAUCCCCUACAUAAGUUUUGAAGCUGUAGAAAAUCAGCAAAUAGUCUCAAAAAUGAGUAUGGAAACAUGUCAUGGUAUUCAAGGGGUUAAAAGUCCCUGGCAACUUCCACUACAGCUUGUAUGUGAGGGAUAGGAAUGCAGAGUUGAUAGUAUUGUGUUUUUGUACUUAAUAAUUGUUUGAAUAUUUGUUGAAAUUUGUAAAAAAAAUAUAACAAUUGUUACUUGA